Messenger RNA from Guillardia theta CCMP2712, 708 nucleotides. RefSeq lists its product as hypothetical. The record is from RefSeq and is a predicted model, not a curated record. Gene Ontology annotation, molecular function: methyltransferase activity. The transcript has 3 exons. Bases 1 to 708 code for a protein of 235 amino acids. NCBI's taxonomy places the organism in Eukaryota, Cryptophyceae, Pyrenomonadales, Geminigeraceae.
AUGUUUGAUGCCAUAGCUCCUCGAUACGAUGUGAUCAACACUGCCCUGUCCCUGGGAAUGCACUCGCUCUGGAGACGGAAGAUGGUGUCUUCCUUGGAGCUGAAGCCAGGCUUCAAAGUUCUUGACCUCGGGACCGGAACCGCCGACGUUGCACUAGCCAUAGCAAAGGAGCUGGCAAAGCAGGGAGGUAGCAAAAAUAUCGGGAAAGAAGCCGUGAUUGGACUAGAUCCAAGUCAGAACAUGCUGAGUCAUGGCCGAAAGAAAGUUCACAAAGCCGGCUUCAGUGACAAGGCGGUCAAAUUGAUACACGGCGACGCAUUAAAUCUGACCGCAAGUUUUGCAGAAGAAGCUAAUUUUGAUGCUGUGACUAUGGCGUUUGCGAUCAGAAACAUCCCAGACCGGUUGAGGGUGUUGCAGGAGAUCUUCAAGGUUCUCAAACAUGGCGGAAAGGUGGCGAUUCUAGAGCUAGGGGAGCCAACGUUCGCUCCUGCGCGCUGGUUUGUUCGCUACUGCGUGCCUUUCAUCGGGUCACUUCUUAGCGGUGGAGCAAGACGAGAGUAUGAGCAUCUAGAGAAGAGCGUCAUGGCCUUCGAUAGCAAGCGCUUUGCACAGCAGAUCUCUGACGCAGGUUUCCAACUCCAAUCGAUCACGGCGAUGAAUUUUGGGAGCGUAAAUCUCUUUGUCGCAACCAAAGCAGAGGCUGCGUGA